AUGGCUAACUACACGGCAGCACCAGACGAAGACUAUGAUGUGCUCAUAGAGGAUGAACUGGAUAACAUCCCAGGGCCUCCCUGCCAGAAGUAUAACGCCAGCAUCCUCUUGGCCCAGCUGGCCCCACUACUCUAUUUCUCAGUGUUCGUGGUGGGCAUCCUGGGAAACAUAAUGGUGAUGCUUGUCCUAAUGAAGUACAAAGGACUUAGGCAUGUGGAAAACAUCUAUUUCCUCAAUGUGGCCAUUUCUAAUGUUUGCUUCUUGCUGGCUCUGCCAUUCUGGGCUUACACAGCCAACCAUGGGGGACUUCUCAGCAACUCCGUGUGUAUAGUUGUUGUAGGCCUCUACUCCUUGGGACUAUAUGGCCAGGCUCUUGGAAACACUCUUCUGACUGUGCAGAGGUACCUGGUGGUUUUCAACAUGAGAUGUUCCAAGGCUGCCAGGAUGAGGCUCUGCAGUAUCAUCAUCAACGCUGUGGCCUGGAUCAUUAUCAUUCUGCUCACUUUGCCUGAAUUUCUAUAUUAUAGGCCUCACAGGGAAGGCCAGGAAAAUCUAUGCUCCUUUAACAAGCCUGAGUUUCUGCCUGCAGAGGGGCCAUUCUGGAAGCAUUUUCUAACUUUAAAAAUGAACAUCUUGGGAUUUCUUUUUCCACUUUUUACUUUUGUGUUUUGCUAUGUACGCUUGAGAAAAACAUUAAGGUACAAGGAUAGAAGGUCUGACCUAUUCAAGCUUGUCUUUGCCAUAAUGGUUGUUUUCCUCUUGAUGUGGGGGCCCUAUAAUAUUGCACUUUUCCUGUCUACGUUCAGAGAGAACUUUUCUCUCAGUGACUGCAAGAGAGCCUACAACUUGGAUAAGGGUGUUCAGGUAACAAAAAUUAUGGCCGCCAUCCAUAGCUGCAUCAAUCCGUUCCUCUAUGUGAUUCUUGACAAGGCCUUUAGGACACACCUCUGCCAUCUGUGGACAGCCAGUCCACAUCAGUCACGUCCAGAAUCUGCACAAGACACCUCACUAGGAGAAGUCAACUGUACCUCUCAUGUUUAAA
Suncus etruscus (white-toothed pygmy shrew) is the source of this 1042-nucleotide messenger RNA. RefSeq names its product C-C motif chemokine receptor like 2 (gene CCRL2). The record is from RefSeq and is a predicted model, not a curated record. Gene Ontology annotation, biological process: chemotaxis; inflammatory response; immune response. Bases 1 to 1041 code for a protein of 346 amino acids. Lineage: Eukaryota; Metazoa; Chordata; Mammalia; Eulipotyphla; Soricidae. The transcript has a single exon. Gene Ontology annotation, cellular component: membrane; cytoplasm. Gene Ontology annotation, molecular function: chemokine receptor activity.